Messenger RNA from Anopheles stephensi (Asian malaria mosquito), 7922 nucleotides. RefSeq lists its product as uncharacterized. The coding region runs from base 1312 to 5313 and encodes 1333 amino acids. The record is from RefSeq and is a predicted model, not a curated record. The transcript is spliced from 16 exons. Gene Ontology annotation, molecular function: protein binding; ATP hydrolysis activity. Lineage: Eukaryota; Metazoa; Arthropoda; Insecta; Diptera; Culicidae.
ACCCGAUAGUGCCGCACCGUGCUGUACCGGGGUUGGACUGUUGGACCGCUCUCGUCCGGCUGAGCUGUUUGUUGCAUUGGCCACUUACGGCGUUACGGUUGCGUGCGGUGGGUGUCUUCAGACAGUUCCAGUUGACAGUUAGUGUCACGCUACUAAGGUUUGGCACGCUCUGCAAGAAGUACAAAGUGAGUUGUGUGAAGCGUGUGUGUUGCGAGCUCUCCAGCGCAGUUCCUCCGCUCGGUAAUUAUUUAGUAUGCAGCUCACGAGCGGCUUCGUCGUACGCGCGCGCCGCCGUAAAUCGCUAGUGAUCUCACCACAAGUCACCGACGGCCGAGGCGCGAAGAAGUGCAUAUCGUCCAUUUCGCUUCCGACAACCGCUUCUCCAAAUGCGCACGGUUUACGGACCACAUUUGCUGGCGGACAGGCGCGAACAGCUGUGUAUAGAGUUUAAUUUUGCAUUCUAGUGAGAGGACAAAAAAAGGCGGAAAUUAAAUACAUAAAAGGCACAGACAAAUUGAACGAGCUCGUCGUCGUUUGAUCCUGACGCAAAGAGCGAUAAUUAAACAAGUGGAAAAUGACGUUAAAGUGUUGAACGCAUUAGCAGAAUGCUUGGAAUCGGCAAACCGGGGGCACCCAUGGAUAUAGUGGCGACAGUGCCGAUGUGUGCGGGAACCGAGGUUCGUCGAAUCGAUCGCUUCUGAUGACGGAGUGCUAUUAAAGUGUCUCUCUGUGUGUAUGUGUGUGUGUGGGCCCGUGUGGAAGGAAAAUCACAACGUUCAACAGAAGCUAUCAAACCGGAAGCAAAAAAAGGGGACCGCCGACGUGCCAACCGCCGUAGUGAUUUCGGUGUCCGGGUGUGUGUUGAUGAAGGAAGCGGUGAGAAAGGAAAACGUGGAAAACAUACAGUGAGUUUCGAGUGAACAUGCAGUGAGUAAAGGUGUGUGUGUGUGGGGGUGUCUGUGUGUACAUAAUGCAUCCGGUGUGGAGCUCGGUUAUAGUAAAGGGCUCGUCUCCCAGGGCAAUGCUUGCAGUGAGCCGUUCGUUGCAGUCGGGGCAAUGGUACCGAUAAAGGCUCGCAGUAAAACCAAACGAAAGGCAAGCUGGAUCAGUACCCGGAUGAUCUGACAAACGAACCGGUGCAGCAGUGUCACGAGAAUUGUGAAGAGAGCAAAGAGGAUUGUGAAAAAAGUUGAAAGGGCAGUCCCACUUUAAAGAUCGUUGGCGUGCAGCAAAGCCUGAGCAAGUGAGUGCGUGUGUGGGUCGGUGUAUGUGUGUGUGUGCGUGUUUAUGUACAGCGGUUCAUAGUGUAAAAUGGGUAACUACUGUAGUUCCGGCCAGACCAAAAAGGAUAAGGAUAAUGUAUCGGAAAAGUCCGAGGAAUCGCCAUCUUAUCAGCUGGCGGAUAAGAGCAAAAGCAAGGCAAACGAUGUAAAGGAGGCACCGUUAGCGGCCCCGGAAGUUACAUCGGAUGCUUCCGGCACGGGCCAGGUCUCGAACAGCUCCAACGCUACCAACGGUUGCAACUCGUCGAACGUGCCGGGUGGAGCGGACGGAGCCAGAGCACAACCGAAGGCUCUCCAGAACGUGCAAUCGAUGACGCUGUCGGAUUCCACCACCAACAGCCCGAUGACCGUGUCGCCACCAUGUGAUAUACCGCUAGUGCAUCAGAACUUACCGCAAAACCUAACACCACUGUACGGCAAACCGACCACCAACAGGCGAACGGACAAGUACAAAAAGAUUGUCCUUUACAUACUGGCAGCGGAUGAUGGAUUCCAGACGGAAAAAGCCAUGCUGCGGGAGGUGUUUAAAGCGUUGAACCAGAAAUGUCAGAGCCGUGGAUUCGAACUGCACGUAGCCGAUCUGCAUGUCCUACAACCCAAAGGCAACAGUUUCGAUGUGAACAAGUGGUUUAGUGGGCCGCUCGAGGCACAGGGUGGGCAUGAGCUGGCCGCGAACUGUUUGGCGGAAAUUGCACGCCAGUCCUGUGACUCGUACCUUAUACCGGUGCUGUUCCUUGGUGGCACGCUGGGCGAUCCGUUGCUGCCGUUGACGAUCGAAAGCCAGGACUUUGUGGCUGCGCUACAGAUGGCCGAGAGAAAUCCGUCGGAGCGAGCGAUUCUAGAGAAGUGGUACGUGCUGGAUGAUAAGUCGCAGCCGGCGUGCUAUCGACUGAAUGCAACAGCUACACCGCCUAUAUCGUCGGAAGAAUCGCAGAAGGAGCUUGCGUUGCUGCUGCAGACCUUGAUCGACAUUUUCUCGAAAGAGCUACGUGAUUCCUACUUAACGACCGUUGUUGAACAGGAAAUCAACAACACCGUUCUGAUUAGCCAAGAGCUUUCCAAGCGUUGCAUCUGGAUUCAGAGCGCGGUAGCGGCACCCAAAUCGGAAGGACUGUCCUCGGUCGAGGCAGAAAUGGUUCGAAGGUUGUCCAACAUUCAGAACGACCUGAAGAAUCAACUGUCCGAGAAGCACAUCAUCCGCAUCCCGGCCAACAUUGCCCAGCAGCAACAGGAACAGUUCGGUACAAUGCUGGACGCUUGUCUAGCGCAUGAGAUCGAUUCCAUCAUCGACGAACACAUCAGCAAAUACUCGAUACCACACUGCACGUACGGUGUCGAUCGUCGUCUGUUGAGUGAGCUAGAAGAGGUGAAUCGGCAUUCGCGUGUGCUGAAUGAAAACUGCGCCAACUUCAGUACGACCGAGCGGGUCCGCGAGUACCUAACGUCGGCCCGAGGCAAACCGCUCGUUGUGUACGGUUCGAUGGGAGCAGGCAAGAGCGUCUUCAUGGCAAAGUUGUCACAAAAUCUGCACACCUGGUUGCCAGAGUCGCAUCUCGUGAUGAGAUAUGCUAACCUUACUAUGCAAAGUUCGGAUGUUACUGGACUGUUGGGAUCGAUCACGGAGCAGAUAUCAGUAUUAAUUAAAGGCGUUCCGACACACUGCCAGCAUACCAUUCCAUCCUAUGCUGGUGUGCUGAAGUCUUUGUUGGAGAGCUCUAAGCAGCAGAUCACCAUCUUGAUCGACUCCAUCGAUUCACUGCGUGAUGUGGAGGACCUCGAUUGGUUGCCUGUAACGCUGCUGGACAACGUGAAGCUUGUGCUGACGGUGAGCUCCGCUGGCACCGGACAAGAUCUAGCGAAUGCUGAGAGCGUUGUUCUCCAACGCCUGCGAGAACGAAUUGGAGACGAUAGUUGCUUCCUACAUCUUACACCAUUCACCCAGGAGCAAUGGGAAGAUGUGCUUUGCUUCGGAGGAGGUGAUAUAUACGCCGCCAACGGGGCUUUGCAGUUGCCAGAAUGUUGGAAGAAGUCCGGGGAAAAGAUUUCGAUUCAAGCAAAGAUUCUCUGGUGGCUCGGAUGGCUUGGCAUCACCAACCUGUCGGACACAUCCGUAUCACACAUCAGUGAGCGCGUGUUUGAGAUUCUGGAGGAGAAGUUUACUGCGGUCAUCGUUAGGCUGAUCGUGUCAUUGCUGCUAGCCUCUCGUGAGGGCUUACUGGAGACGGAAAUCAUUACACUUAUAAGAAGCUCUAAUUUAGUUACCGGAUCAACUACUAAGCUGUGGACGCACUUUUGCUGGAAGAUGGGACCACUUUUUCUGCACAAUAAGAACAUUAUCGUCGUCGAUAGGACGCUCCGACAGGUAGCGGAAAAGCGGUACGAGACCGACAUUAAGCAGGCGCAUCAAAUUCUGUACGAUUACUACGAGCUGCAGCCGAACGUGUUUCUCGAUAAAAAGGGCAAAGAUAAAUGUUUUAACUAUAGGAAGUUUGUCGAACUGCCCUAUCACAAGUUUAAGCUCGAUGCGAUGGUGACCGGAAGCGCAUUUCCCAACUCUCCGUACCUGACCGAUCUAGCCUGGUUGCAAGACAAACUGAUCGCUACCGGAUGUGUUCAUAUUUUAAACGAUAUCUGUCUAGUAGACGGUACUACUAGUGCUGGUACUCACGUGGCGCUGCUAAAAUCUUUCAUCGAGUCACACUUCAAGGCGCUCAACUACGAUGGACAUCAGCUGUACUCGUUGCUACGUCCGGUGUUGGUAGCCGAACGACAGCGUGCCGGUUCACCGUACGCGAACAGUGUCGUUGUGAAGCAAUGGCUUGAGACGAUCGAUAGCAGUACCGUACCGUUCCUGGAGAGGUUAAUAUUGGACGAGGUGACAGAUGAGAGUGAGAAGCCAGCAGGUGAAAAACUUCCGAACGCUGGGUUCGAUCUGAUCAUGAACCUGAGCAUUGAGGGAUACUUUGUCAUAUCGCUCAGUACAGAGCGGGAAGAAAUCUGCGUGUGGGAUGUCGCGAAAUGUCGCAAGGUUCGCACACUCACCGGAGUUCCUCAACCAUCAGCAAUCUGUCCUGUCGGUGACUAUGGAGUCGCGGUACUGUGCCGUCGGGAGAUUCGUAUCAUAGAUCUUAACGAAGGCAAGUUCAAGGUGACGCUGAAGGGUGUCAUGAACCAGAAGAUGCCCUACUUUGGGCUGCACGAUCCAUCACACCUGGUAUGUCUAUCGCGCAACCGUAUGUACGUGAAUCUGAUGAACAUCGAGUCGGGUGAUUGUGUGACUACGUUCAAGGCGGGUGAAGAUCGCUUCCUGAACUCUCUCCUAGUGUCAGGCGAUGGAAGAAUUCUCGUGUGUGGUGAUGAGACGCAGAAGCCUUUCCCGUUGCUAGUGUGGCAUCUCUCGCAGAAGAAGUUACUGUACGAUCUGCGCAUACCGCACCAUGAUUUUAUCACCUCGCUGUCCGCCAUUACGCACGAAGGAUCGUACGUGUGCGUUGUGGCUAAGGAGCUGGCCGAGCCAAGCCCCAAUUUUAUCGUGGUGUACGACCUGCAGAGUGGCACACUGUUCAAGAAGUGGAAACCGUCCUGCAACACGGUCUCGCUGGCGAUCUCACAGACCAACACCUGCGUCAUUGCUGGGCUGGAAGAUGCAAGAAUUUUAAUCUGGGACUUGGUGACCGGUAAUUGCCGAAGCACGCUGGUAGGACACAGCGCUCCGGUGACUCUGCUAAAGAUUGAUCCUACAGGCAAAAUUCUUCUCUCGAGUGAUAAGGAAGGACGCGAUCUGUCCAUAAGGCUCUGGCAGCUUGACAGUGGUAAUCUGCUGGCCGUGUACACACCAGAGGAACGCAUCACGACGUGCGAAAUUCUGAGCGGUGGUUCGUAUCUGGCACUGGCACUAGAGAACCGCCACAAUCUGAUCACACUGAAGCUGCGGUCGGGCAAAGAUGGACCGGCAGCCGAGGACGAUCGAUCGUCUGUAGUAUACGGUAAUUCCGAACACGAUGGUAAGCAAUUUGACUUGAAGCAGUAAGAGAAACGUCGCCAGUAAGGUUAAGAAUCUCCCCAACACACAAGCGUAACGCUAGAUAGCGAAUUGUGUUCAUAAAGGGCAUUAGCAAAUUAGUCUGUCCAACGUGACGUCAGGACACUCGCACACAAAAACACUGUGCUAGCAAGACAAAAGCCAUACAAGCAUUGAAUUCACCCGUUGCACAUCCAUCUUCUUAAGGUUAACAGAGUCAUAUUGUAAUUGAAUUCGCAUGAUUCCGCACUCGGCGCGGGAGCUACUACGUCACGAGUAUAUGAAUAGACACGUAAGAGUCCUCACUAAACAAAAAAAGAAAAGCAUGCAGCAUGUACAAUUGCUUCGGAAAACGCAACCUUAGCAUAAGAUGCACUCUAGCAAUCAGACUCGAGACAUGAUUAUCUUCCCAUCAGCUAAGAGAUGAAUGUGGAGUCGAUUUGGAGUGCGGCGCGCGUAGGGCAAUAGUCUUAAACCCACUGGUACUGCUCAGAUACUACUACUUAACACGUUUUGUUCACUUUAUCCUCUGGAGGAGUUUAGUUUUCGGUACAAACUGUCUGGAAAUGCAGAUAGCGCCCGAGGUUGACUCGAUCGCGAAUGUAACUCGCGGCAUUCAACAGAGAUCGCACAGUCAUCGCUCAAAGAACAAAAGCUGCUAAUGUAUAGGUUAUUUAAUCAUUUACCGAACUGGUUUACUGACAGGGAUCAUAAGUUUGCUACAAAAUUGUGAUUGUGAUGGAGCUAAUAAGUAUCGUUGAUUAUUCUUUAGUUUAGGAUUAAGCAAGCUUGGGUGCGCAACGACUAUUGGAGGAAAAAUAAUUGGAUCUAUUCCUUUAACAAAAAUAGAUUGUAUCUUACGUUCGGGGUUGAAGAAUUUAUUUAUUCCUACAUGUUUACGUUUUUGCAUCAUUGGAGGUGCGGAUUUGAGGCUUUUUUUUACAAAUCGUUUGGCUGUUUUAAUCGUAUCAUGACAUUAACGGAAAUCAUCUUUUCUACCUUCUUGAGAUCAUAUACAGACCCAAAUGAACCGUAUACCCGGUAUGUUUCAAGGAAUAUAUUUUAAUAUGGUCGAUUCCACAAGAUUGAGAGGAUUUUAUUGUCCCGGAAGUUUUUGAAUUUCGCUUAGUCUGACGCAAAGCCGGAAGAAGAAAAGGUACGGAAAUUGUACCAGAUAUACAUUGCACAAAAAACCCUAGCCAAUCCUGCAUAGAGCAAUAGUUGUAAAACGUAAUAAUUAAGAUAUCAAUAGAAGAAGAAGCCCGAAUAUAGUAGCUGGCAUAUCUUUACCGCAUCCAUUGCAACAUAAACGGAAGAAAACAUCACAAAAAUACAAAAGAAAACACACAAAAAAAUGAGAAUAGUAAAUUCCCAUCGUUUUGAUGUCGUCACGAAUGAGCGAAUAGUCAACUAGAAAGUCAACCACAACUGGAUACAAUUUAGCAAUCAGCAGCCGCGUGCAACAUACUACUAAUACUACUAAAGCGUAACAAGCAUAAACCAUGGUGUAAGUCCUCACCACACAUACCCACAUAAAAUGAUCGCCAGUCAACACACACACACAAACACACAGCAAGAGUCUAAACUAGUGAACAAAGAAGAAAACAUUCUCAUCUGGAAUGAGAAAUUGAGGCUGGUCCUUGAUAAAGAAAUCUUGCACUGAAAACCACCCCACAGCCGAACACGAUGCGCCAGUAAUCAAUUCAAUGUUCACGCUUCGAACCACCUCCCGUUUUUUCAAACAGCUGUGAAACAAACCAGGUAAUCUAUACAUAAAUAUAUACAUACAAAUAUACAUGAAUGUGUAGAGUAGGUGCCGCUGUUCAGUUGGGGACUUAGGUCCGAACCGAUCGGUGGUUGAAACUCGUUUAACAUAAGUGUGGGUGUGAUAGUGUUUCAGGUGUUAGCGUUACCGGGACUUUGGCAGGUCGAACACUUUUAAACAGUCGGAUGGUAAUGUAUGUGUGUGUAUGCAAUGCAGCAUAGAAGAGAAAUGAGAAGGAAAUAAAACAAUGAUUCAGCUUAGUAACACCUACAAACACACAACCCUCCUUCACGAGGAUUCAAUUGAUGGGCAAAACAUUAGAAAAUGGAAAUCAAAAAAAAAACCUCGAAGAAUGGAAGAAAGUAAGCUCCAAAGAAACGCGCAAACAAGUAAAAUCUUAUAAAUAUAUGAAUAAAACGCACAAGUAAAUGAAACAAGCAAACAUGGUUAGUAAAACCGACACAUGAUACGGAAAGAAAGAAAGACGGUGGGAAAGAAAAUAGUGGCAAAGCAACCAACCGCAACACAACAUACAUAUAUGCGAUGAAGUACUAUCAAUUUUUAUGUAAAAUCUUUUAAGUAAUAUUGUAUUUGUUACUUUUGAUUUAUACAUAUAAAACAUAUGUCUGUAUGUAUGUGUGUGUGUGUGCAUGUGAUUGUAUUUUCAAGAUGAGAACAAGAAACAACAACAAAAACACAAACUAUUAUACGUAUAUAUAUCACGAAAAUGGAAAAAAGAGAAAGAAAAAACAAACAACCACGCAAAACAUUGUAACUAGAGCAAAAAAAUGAAAAACACAGUAUAAACUGAGAGAAGAGAAAGAGAAAAUGAAUAUUGAAGCUGCUGAUGAAA